This is a messenger RNA of Colius striatus (speckled mousebird), 4832 nucleotides long. It is a transcript of the gene ZFAT, whose product is annotated as zinc finger and AT-hook domain containing. The transcript is spliced from 16 exons. Gene Ontology annotation, molecular function: RNA polymerase II cis-regulatory region sequence-specific DNA binding; DNA-binding transcription factor activity, RNA polymerase II-specific. Lineage: Eukaryota; Metazoa; Chordata; Aves; Coliiformes; Coliidae. Gene Ontology annotation, biological process: regulation of DNA-templated transcription. Bases 253 to 3966 code for a protein of 1237 amino acids. The record is from RefSeq and is a predicted model, not a curated record.
GAAGCCGCCGUGUCGGACGCGGCAGAUUCGCCAUAACCCGCUGCCCGGGCAAUCCACCCCCUGCCGCCCCCAUAAUAGCCUCUUGACGGAGGGGACGCGGUGUGCGCUCGGCCCGGCAGCGCCGCAGGCAUUUUUGGGUUUUUUUUCCCCUUCUCUCUUUCCCCUCCACACUCAUUUUUCUUUAAACCGGGCCGCGCCGCCUGGCUUUCGCUCAGUUCUCCUGCCGUCCCCCGCCCCUUCCCCGCCGCGGUUAUGGAGGCUGCGGCUGCAGGGACCAAUUCCAUCUUCAUGUGUAAGCUUUGUAACUUAUUCUCACCAAAUCAAUCUGAGCUAUUGUCACAUGUCUCCGAGAAGCAUACAGAAGAAGGGGCCAAUGUGGAUGACAUCAUUAUUCCGCUUCAACCUCUGACAGUACCCACAAACACAAGUAAAGAUGGAGAAGAACUUCUUGUAGUGAAGAGGAAAAAGGGCAGACCAAAAGGAUCUACUAAGAAGUUUUGUGUGGAUGAAGACGUGGCAGAAAACAACCCUGUUCCAAGCGAAGAAACACCUCCUGGGACAGAAGAAGGAUCAGAACUGUCUGAAGUCUCACCGGGCAGCCUGGAAUGUAGAAAAUGCAAUCGGAAGUUCUCCAACACACGUCAGCUGAGGAAACAUAUUUGCAUUCUAGUUUUAAAUGAAGGAGAGGAAGAAGGAGAUGGAGGUAAUGAUUCUGACGUUGACCUUGACAGGAAGGAAGAUGAGCGAGAAAAAAAUCCAAAGAGGCCCAGAGUUCAGAAAACAGAGAAAACUCCGUCAACUAAGGAGACUGAACAGAUUUCAGGAGCUAAAAAUCCUAUUAUAAGUGUGGUUUUGACAGCCCAUGAAGCUAUUCCAGGAGCCACAAAAAUUGUUCCUGUUGAGGCUACUCCCCAAGAAACUGAACCCACAACUCCAGAGACAACAGUUCAAGACCCGUCCCAAAGAAAAGGAUAUCAAGAAUAUGCCAUUCAGCAAACUCCGUAUGAACAGGCAAUGAAAUCAAGCAGGUUGGGUCCGACUCAACUGAAGAUUUUUACAUGUGAAUACUGUAACAAAGUGUUCAAAUUUAAACACUCCCUCCAAGCACAUUUGAGGAUUCAUACAAAUGAAAAACCUUACAAGUGUUCCCACUGCAGUUACGCCAGUGCAAUCAAAGCCAACCUCAACGUUCACAUGCGGAAACAUACAGGGGAGAAGUUUAGCUGCGAUUAUUGUACAUUCACUUGUCUCAGCAAAGGCCAUCUCAAAGUCCACAUUGAAAGAGUUCAUAAGAAAAUUAAGCAGCACUGUCGCUUCUGCAAAAAGAAAUACUCAGAUGUUAAAAAUUUGAUCAAGCACAUCAAGGAAACACAUGACCUUCAAGACAAAAAGGUGAAAGAUGUUUUUGACGAGCUUCGCUUGAUGACACGAGAGGGCAAAAGACAACUUCUUUAUGACUGCCAUAUUUGUGAGCGUAAGUUCAAAAAUGAACUCGAUCGAGACCGUCACAUGCUUGUUCACGGUGAUGAAAGGCCCUUUGCUUGCGAGCUCUGUGGUCAUGGAGCCACUAAAUACCAAGCCCUUGAGCUUCAUGUUCGAAAGCACCCGUUUGUAUAUGUGUGUUCUGUGUGUCUGAAGAAAUUUGUCAGUUCUGUAAGGCUCCGUGCUCACAUCAAAGACGUGCACGCAGAUUUGCAGGAGACUUCUGUUUUUAACAGUUCCAUCAAUCAGAGUUUCUGCCUGCUUGAGCCAGGAGGUGAUAUCCAGCCGGAAGCCCUUGGUGAACACCUAGCACAAAGUACAGAUGAAUCGGCUGUCACGAGGACUGAUGCUAUUAACACACCACAGCCAUCUUCUUGUGAGGGAGACUCAACAGCUGCAGCUGUAAACCAUAAUGGUCAGCAGAACGGUGACUUAAAAAUUGAUACGGUCCCUUCCUUAGAAUUUGAAAAUCCUCUGGUGGAGAAUGUAACAGAGACACUGUGUCAGGCAACAGACAUAGCAGUCCCAGAUGUUCAGUCCUGUGAAGCACCAGAUUGCUUUCUGCUGAAAAAUGGUACUUCUGGUCCUGCAAACGAGGAGGAAGUUAAUCACUGCAGUUCUGUAAAGGAGCAGGGUGAAGAAAUUCAGCUUUUGCUGUCUGAAGAGAAAAGUUUAAAUCCUAGUCAGAACAAUGCGGUGACUGAGAACCUUCCAGUUUCUGAAGAGAGAAAUCAGUCUGUUCCUUCUAGUGAAUCAGAAACAAGCAAUCCACCAAUUCAAAAUUCAGCAGAAACCACAAACCCUUUGCCAGCACCAGAAGCUGCUGCAGCCACCAGCCCACAGGCAGCCUCUUCUAAUGCAGUUACAUCAGACAACGGGACUGGAACUGUUGCCUUUAUGCAGAUCUUGGAUAGCUUACAGAAGAGACAAAUGAACACGGAGUUGUGUGAGAGGAUAAGGAAGGUUUAUGGAGACUUAGAAUGUGAAUAUUGUGGCAAGUUGUUUUGGUACCAGGUGCAUUAUGACAUGCAUGUUCGUACCCAUACUCGAGAACAUUUAUAUUACUGCUCCCAGUGCAAUUAUUCUUCCAUCACCAAAAACUGCCUUAAGCGUCACGUCAUCCAGAAACACAGUAAUAUUUUGCUGAAAUGUCCCACAGAACACUGUGACUACUCCACUCCAGAUAAAUACAAGCUCCAGGCACAUCUUAAAGUGCACACAGAACUGGAAAAGAAGAGUUAUUCCUGCCCUGUGUGUGAGAAGUCAUUUUCUGAAGAUAGACUUAUAAAAUCACACAUCAAGACAAAUCACCCUGAGGUUUCAAUGACUACUAUUUCUGAGAUCCUUGGCAGAAGAGUUCAGUUGAAAGGACUUAUUGGAAAGAGAGCUGUGAAAUGUCCCUACUGUGAUUUUUAUUUUAUGAAGAAUGGAUCAGAUCUUCAACGUCAUAUUUGGGCUCAUGAAGGUGUCAAACCCUUCAAGUGUUCUCUCUGUGACUAUGCCACUCGCAGCAAGAGUAACUUGAAAGCCCAUAUGAAUCGUCACAGCACUGAGAAAACACACCUUUGUGAUAUGUGUGGGAAAAAGUUCAAAUCAAAAGGCACUUUGAAGAGCCAUAAACUCCUUCAUACUGCUGAUGGAAAGCAGUUUAAAUGUACAGUGUGUGACUAUACAGCUGCCCAAAAGCCACAGCUUCUACGUCAUAUGGAACAACAUGUGUCUUUCAAGCCUUUCCGUUGUGCACACUGCCACUAUUCCUGCAACAUAUCUGGUUCUCUGAAGAGGCAUUACAACAGAAAGCAUCCUAAUGAAGAGUAUGUAAAUGUAGGGUCUGGGGAGCCUGCAGCAGAAGCCCUUAUCCAACAAGGUGGCAUUAAGUGUCCUGUUUGCAGCUUUGUUUAUGGUACAAAGUGGGAGUUCAACAGACAUCUUAAAAACAAGCAUGGAAUGAAGCUAGUGGAACAUGAUGGGGAGACCAAGUGGGAGUUAACUGCUGAAGUUUCUGAAGAACCAUCCACUCAGUAUCUUCAUAUAACAGAGGCUGGAGAAGAUGUUCAGGGCACUCAAGCUGCCGUAGCUGCAUUACAGAACCUUAGAUACACUUCUGAGAAUGGUGAAAGACUUGAUCCAACAGCUGUAAACAUCCUUCAGCAAAUCAUCGAGUUGGGUUCGGAAACCCAUGAUGCCACAGCAGUUGCUUCUGUAGUUACCAUGGCACCUGGCACUGUGACUGUGGUAAAGCAGGUAAAAGAAGAGGAGCAAUCAGCCAAUCACACUUUGAUGAUUCAAGAGACACUGCAGCAGGCUUCAGUAGAGCUGUCUGAACAACAUCACCUGGUUGUCUCGUCAGAUGAAGUGGAGGGAAUUGAGACAGUGACUGUCUACACACAGGGUGGAGAGGCUUCAGAAUUCAUAGUUUAUGUUCAGGAAGCUAUGCAGCCUAUAGAAGAACAAACUGUGGAACAAUCAGUGCAGGAGCUCUAAAGAACAGUGUUCAAAGGGGAUGGCUACUGGAUUUGCCAAACCCACAAGUUUGUGGUUUUUUACCUGUCUGAAAGGAAGCAAACUGACAAAUUUUGAACUAGUUUGUGAAGUGGGGCCUUGUUACUAGACAGUGGUCUGACUAAUUGGAUUGUAUCAGUAGCUUAGACUUUUUUCAGUCUAAGAAAUGUUCAUAAUUUGAGGAAGAAGUAUUCUUCCCCUUCUUUGAACAUCUCUCACAUGAUAUCCGUAAACCCCCACAAAUAUUAUCUGUUCAAAACUGUGUUGCCCCACAUUAAUGAAACAUCUAUAAAAGUAGCUACAAUGUUUAGAAAAGUCCAUACAUCCUGUUUUAUACAUACUUAAAAUGUGCUUGACUUGGUUGGAAGCAGAAUUGUUUUGCUUUAAACUAGAAGGGCUUCUUAUUUCUGAGUGUAUACUUAGAACGUAUUUGCCGAGUUGUGGAUCUAAUCCAAAGAAAGGCUCAAGACUUUAAUUAGAAACAACACAGAUGGACUGUAGUUUUUGCUUGUGAGAUGAUCCUUUGAGUUUGGGAGGUAUUUAAAGCCAUAUAUGAUAAUUCUGGGUACCAGUAGGAUGACUGUCAUUUAGAUGAUUGAAUAAUGCUAACUCUUUCCAUCCCACUGGAUAAAUUCCUUUCUAGUACCAUGUGAUGAAACCAAAUCUGUCAAAUCAGUGAAAUAUGCUCUUUGUUUUUAAGAAAAAAAAUAUAUAUUGAAAUGAUUUGUAAAUGCUACAAAAUAUGUAUGUUCAUAUGUUUUUAAAAGACAUGCUUGUAAAUAUGAUUGUGUGAAAGAACUUGUACAAAAUACUUAAGUAAAUAUUGACAGGAAUCUAGAUAUUCUUAA